Molecule: messenger RNA, 4168 nt
Organism: Dreissena polymorpha
Lineage: Eukaryota; Metazoa; Mollusca; Bivalvia; Myida; Dreissenidae
Product: homeobox protein Nkx-6.2-like
Exons: 3
Coding region: 389-1198 (269 amino acids)
Biological process (GO): cell differentiation; regulation of transcription by RNA polymerase II
Cellular component (GO): nucleus
Molecular function (GO): DNA-binding transcription factor activity, RNA polymerase II-specific; RNA polymerase II cis-regulatory region sequence-specific DNA binding
Source: RefSeq, a predicted model, not a curated record
UUUAAUGUAUCGGAAAAUUUCAUAAGAUCCUUCACUUUCUACGACUCAGGUAAUGUGCCUGGGUACUUAGAAAGCUUGAUUAGAUAGAAUAGAUGGAUUAAAGGAAAUCGGUGCGUUAUUAAAUAACAAAAUUACGCUCAAUAGAUUUCGCUUGUGGUGGGAAAAUACCUGCAUUUGCAGAAAUUGCAAAGGAGUGGAUUUUAUGCGGAAAUUGACUUAAGAAUGGAAAAGCUUUGGAUCAUUUGCUGCAAAAUAAGACUUGCUUGAAAACGGAAAAAAACUUGCUUCAACGAGCUAAGGUUUGAGGCGUGAAUUUCGUAUAAAAAGUGCAUCUUUAUGUGAUGGGAUUUGUUUAAAAUAUCAUUAAACAUAAUAAAAUCCAUUAACAAUGUUGGACUAUUGUGGGAACGAGGCAGCGAACGCUGGCUACCAGACGGCCUCAUCAUCUAUGACAUCAUUAUUUGGCAUGGGCAUGUCGUCACCGCUUACGUCAUCGGAAUCUCAGCAACGUCAUUCAGCGUUCGUUCUCAGCAGCCCGCAGCUAGCCGCGCUACAAAACCUCACAGAAAUGAAGGCGCCGAUAACCACUUCCGGUUCGGAUUCCGGUCUCUCUAGUCCCUAUUCACAGUCAACGUUAAAACACCUCGGACUCUCGUGGGCGCAAGCGACCCCACAUAGAAUUUCAGACAUUUUGAGCCGCCCCCUAGGCUCCUUUGGGAUGUCCCCAUUGAACGCAGGGAUGUACCUCCAUCCCCAAGCUAGAUUUUCCAAGCUCGCGGAACUUCCGGGCCGCCCGCCGAUCUACUGGCCAGGAGUCAUGAGCAACCAUUCCUGGCGACCCUCAGGUCAGUCAAACGUCAUCAUAGAUCGUGACGGAAAGAAGAAACAUACGAGACCCACGUUUUCCGGUCAGCAGAUUUUCGCGCUCGAGAAAACGUUCGAGCAGACGAAAUACUUGGCGGGACCGGAAAGAGCUAGACUUGCGUACGCACUCGGCAUGUCCGAGAGUCAAGUUAAGGUGUGGUUCCAAAACAGACGGACGAAGUGGCGUAAAAAACACGCGGCCGAAAUGGCGACUGCGAAGAAAAAACAUGAUGACGUCACAGACGCUUCCGGUCAGAGUGACCUGGAGGACGAAAUGACCGGAAGUUGCAGUCCUUUGACAGACGAGAGCUUAGAUUUUGGCUCAUUUAAGUGAUGUAAUGUUGAUUGAUGCUUUAAUGGACUAAGAAAGUGGUAUUGUCGGAUUUGGGGCGAUUCGUGAUAUUUUACUGAAUAAGAUAAAUUCCAAAUUCGGAAUACAACAGUUUAUAAUUUUCAAAUCUAUUUGUCAGCGUUAUACAAGGGUCUACGGUAACAUUAUUGUUGCAAAUACAUAUGGUAUUUUUACAUAGCUUAUACUUACUCAAGGACCGCAUGAAAAAGUUGUUAAAAAUCAACAAACGUUGAUGUCAUGUGAAUUUCCAAUAAUCAAUGAGCUUUAUGUUAUAGAUGCAGUUAUUACUUUCGUCGCAAAGUAAAUAAGAGAACACUCAUAAAAUCGGAGUUGAAAGUAUAUUGAUACGUGAGAAAACUUGUAACAUUGUGUAUAUAAAAUUAAUAUGUUAAGCCUACAUUUCUACAACGAGGUUCGUCGACCUGGUAACAUUAGAGAUCAAAUAUCUUCAUAUAGCUAAAGAUUGUAAAAUGAUUUUUCGAAAUGCAUCGAACUCACAUACGAUCUACAUUGAAAACAAAAUUCAAUUAAUUGAAACGCCUUUGCACUGAGGCAAUGAUAUGCAUUCCCAUGAACCGAACGUGCCAAAUCAGGUAUGUUUAUUAUGACCACGUGCUCUUAUGCGAAAGGAUUUGCACAAAAAACCUCCAAACAAAGACCUUUGUUACAUUAAAUGAAACUCCUUAUUUGAAUUUAAGUCUUAGGCUACCUUUGGCAUUGACACAUUCUUGUUUUCAAACUAAUUCCUACAUCCAAAGUCAACUGUACAUGAUCUUAGGUUAUCAUUUAUUACUUUCUCCGUUCCCCACACGUUGGGUUAGUUUUCAUUUUUAAAACAAGCGUGCUUUCAUCAAACAUUAAUACGGACAGAUAAGGGACAAAGACGUAUCGGGCAGGCAAAUAAAGUCGGCGUGCAUUGAAUUGCUGCCGCAAAGUGGACCGAUGUAUGUCGUGAAAGAGAACGCAAUUAAUCAUGCACCUAUCAGCCAUUUCUCAAAUCUGCAAGAGUCACAGAUCGUAGCUUUCUAUCCCUUAAAAUCCCUAUUGAGUUGCGGCUUGUCGUCAUGCCUGUACUAACUAAGCUCUCGCAGCUUCGCGAGAGUUGACCCUGUAGCCCGAGAUCUCUAAGAGUGACACGUGGCUAGUAAUUUGUUAAAUUUUGCGACAUGUGUUUCCGUAGUUUUUAGACGUCCCCAACGACAAGUCAAGCUUUGUAGAAAGCUGUCAAGCUCUGGAAUAGAAUCACAAAAAUCCUAGGUUUUGUAUUUAAUAGUUUACUUUAGGUUAAAAAUAUUGCUUCAGCGAAUCUGUGAGCAAAAGUUACACAUAUGUAUGUGAUUUUUUUAUACAAAAAUAUAUAUAACCACGUGUUCCUUCCUGGAAUGAUGCAGUUAUGGAACAUAAUUUUAUGUAUUUAACCCUUUUAUGCCUAGUAGACUCCCCCAUCCUUCUAAAUUAGAUCAAUUUAUUUCCAAAAUUAGGAUUGUCUAGUAUAUUUAUUUCUAUAUUUAAAAUAUUUCUUACAGAAAUUCCGUUAAGCAAACAGCGCAGACCCCGAUGAGACGCCGCAUAAUGCGGCGUCUCAUCCGGGUCUUCGCUGUUUGCCAAUGCCUUUUUUCUAGACCCUAGGCAUUAAUGGGUUAAAUAGUGUUCCUGACAUUAAUCUGGUCAUCUCUAUCUAUAUGAUCGGGUUAAGUCCGUAAAAUGCGAUAGAGGCAAUUAAUAGUAUACGAACCGGCCAUUAUUAUUUUUUGUUAUAUAGGUCGCGCGUGCAAAAUAUUGACGUCCGACGUCUCCUCCCGGGUCCACACCGCUAAGAUACACUGAGCGUUAGCGCUUUAUUGUAUUUCUAUAUUAGACCUUACGAUUGUUAAAAAAAUGAACAAUAAUUGUUAAUUUUUUUUUUUAAUCUAAAAUUUUAUAUAAACCUAUUUUUGUAAUUGAGAAGAGUCUGGUUUAAAUCUUACGACAGUAGUUUUGGAAUUGUCGGCAAUAUGUAACAAGUCUGUUCAAAUCGUUGAUUACACCCUGGUUUAUACACAAAAUGAACAUGUUCGGUACACAAGACGAAUAGAAAACCUGACUUUGGACCCGAUCGCGCAAUCGUGACCAUCAAGGCCAAUCUCACCGCAGAGUUGUUUUUCCAUGCUCUGACAUACAAUUUUGGUCAAUACAAUACAAUAAAUAUUAAAAAAUAACGGCAAAAUUAUUGUACCACGUGGCUCGGAUAUCAUCACGUGGUUGGUUAUAACGGCAGGGAUUCGAUAAAGCUAUGCUUGUUCCAGUCAAAAAUCUGCGCAGAGGUUGCAUCCCGGCAUAUAAAUUGUCACUUUUUUGUCACAGGGUCCUAAGUGGGGUAAUCUAUUUCUAGAAAAAUAAUAUGUGUUGUUUUGUAAAUUAUAUUCUAAAUGCAUAUUCGACAAUUUAACGUCACUGUUAACGGAAUUUUCAUAUAUUUAUAUUUAUUAUUAUUAUUAUUAUUAUUAUUAUUAUUAUUAUUAUUAUUAUCAUUAUUAUUAUUAUUAUUAUUAUUAUUAUUAUUAUUAUUAUUUGCUUAAGUAUGCAUAUAGGGGCUAUAUGUCUUAACUACAUUUUUGUGUUCACUUUUGUUGAAAUAAAACUUCGUAUAGAACAUAAAAAUGGUCAAUAAAGUUUCGAUGUUUUUUUUAAACAUUUUCAUUUUGAGAUAACAUGCUUAGACUUGGCUUGUUGGGUAUUAAUGUAAUAUAUGACUCACUUAUAAGUUAUAUGUGUGAAAAUGAAAUACUUUCUUCAACACCUUUGCUUUGCUUUCCGUUUCCAUUAAGAUAUCAUAUUUUAUGCAAAUAUUAAUUGUUAAUAGUCGUGUCAUCUAUAUUUCAAUUCAUGAUACAUGUGCAAUGAAAAACUUUAUCAAUAUAGAAUAUGUAUGAUAUUUGAAUUGCAAGAAAAAUAAAUAUGAAACGUACAGUU